Molecule: messenger RNA, 2049 nt
Organism: Calidris pugnax (ruff)
Lineage: Eukaryota; Metazoa; Chordata; Aves; Charadriiformes; Scolopacidae
Product: keratin, type II cytoskeletal 5-like
Exons: 9
Coding region: 1-2049 (682 amino acids)
Biological process (GO): keratinization; intermediate filament organization
Cellular component (GO): keratin filament
Molecular function (GO): structural constituent of skin epidermis
Source: RefSeq, a predicted model, not a curated record
AUGAACCGGCAAACGUACAGCUUGAGAGCGGGAGGUGGAGGCAGGUCUUACAGCACUGCCUCGGCCGUUCUUCCAAGUAGCAACAGGGCUGGCUUCAGCUCCGUGUCCGUGGCACGAUCUGGAGGAGGUGGAGGUGGCUUUGGAAGGCUCAUGGGAGGAGGAGGUGGUGCUCUUGGCAGUGGUUUUGGCAGCAGGAGCCUCUACAACCUUGGUGGUAGCAAGAGGAUAUCCAUCGGUGUUGGAAGCAGCUUCCGAGCUGCUUUUGGGAGUGGAGCUGGUGGUGGUGGCUCUGGCCUGGGAGGUGGCGGUGGUGGUGGUGGCUGUGGACUUGGUGGUGGCGGAGCUGGUGGUGGUCUUGGGCUUGGUCUUGGCAGUGGGUAUGGCUUUGGUGGAGGUGCUGGUGGGCUUGGCUUUGCUGGUGGACCAGGAGGUGGUGGAGGGUAUGGCUUUGGUGGAGUAGGGGGGCCAGGAGGAUUCAGUGGAGGGCUGGGUGGUGGCAGGAGCUCAGUGGCAUUUGUUGGUGGCCCACCUGGAGUUGGCACAAUCCAAGAAGUGACUGUCAACCAGAGCCUCCUGGCACCACUGAAUCUGGAGAUAGAUCCAAACAUCCACCAGGUGCGAAAAGACGAGAAGGAGCAAAUCAAGACCCUCAACAACAAGUUUGCUUCGUUCAUCGACAAGGUUCGCUUCCUGGAGCAGCAGAACAAGGUGCUUGAGACAAAAUGGACCCUCCUGCAGGACCAGGGUCAAAAAACCAACUCAGGCAAAAGCAACCUGGACCCCCUCUUUGAGGCUUACAUCAACAACCUGAAGCGGCAGCUGGCCAACCUGCUCAACGAGAGAGGACGCAUGGACGGAGAGCUGAAGAACAUGCAAGACCUCGUUGAGGAUUUCAAGAACAAGUAUGAGGAGGAAAUCAACCGACGCACGGCAGCGGAGAAUGAAUUUGUGGUGCUGAAGAAGGACGUGGAUGCUGCUUACAUGAACAAGGUGGAGCUGGAGGCCAAGGUGGAUGCCCUGACUGAUGAACUCAGCUUCCUCCGAGCCCUCUACGAUGCGGAGCUGGCUCAGCUCAGUGCACAAGUGUCCGACACUGCUGUCAUUCUGUCCAUGGACAAUAACCGGGACCUGGACCUCAGCAGCAUCAUAGCUGAGGUCAAAGCUCAGUACGAGGACAUCGCCAACAGGAGCCGGGCUGAGGCUGAGGCCUGGUACCAAACCAAGUUCGAGGAGCUGCAGGCCACAGCUGGGAAGCAUGGGGACGACCUGCGCAACACAAAGGGGGAAAUCUCGGAGCUCAACCGGCUGAUCCAGAGGAUCCGGGCAGAGAUAGAGAACACAAGGAACCAGUGUGCCACCCUGCAGACAGCCAUCGGAGAUGCCGAGGAGCGUGGAGAGCUGGCCCUCAAGGAUGCCAAGGCAAAGAUGAUUGACUUGGAAGACGCCCUGCAGAAAGCCAAAGCUGACAUGGCCCGUCAGCUCCGCGAGUACCAGGAGCUGAUGAACGUCAAGCUGGCCCUGGACAUCGAGAUUGCGACCUACAGGAAGCUGCUGGAGGGCGAGGAGAGCAGGCUGAGCGGAGAGGGACUCAACCCCAUCAGCUACUCUGUCAUCAGCUCCAGCUCUGGGGUGGCCGGUGGAGCUGGGUUAGGAGGAGGAUUUGGUGGACUGAGCCUCAGCGGAGGAGGCGGCGGAGGUGGUUUUGGUCUUGGAGGUGGCGGUGGAAGCGGUUUUGGUCUUGGAGGAGGUGGUGGAAGCGGUUUUGGUCUUGGAGGAGGCGGCGGAGGUGGAGGCUACAGCUUUGGAAGCGGAGGACUUGGACUUGGUGGUGGCCUUGGAGGUGGAUUUGGAGGUGGCAGCGGGCUCAGCAUUGCAAGUGGUCCUGGCUACGGAGUGGGUGGCAGCAGCAGCCUGAGCACCAGUGGAGGGAAUUUCAGCUCUGGAAGUGCAAAAGGCACCAACCCAGGUGUGAAAAUCGUCUCCAAAACCUCCUCCAGCAAAAAGAGUAUCAAAAGCCAAAGCCUGAAGAACGCUACACAGCCCGAGUAA